Entamoeba histolytica HM-1:IMSS is the source of this 423-nucleotide messenger RNA. RefSeq names its product zinc finger protein, putative. The coding region runs from base 1 to 423 and encodes 140 amino acids. NCBI's taxonomy places the organism in Eukaryota, Evosea, Mastigamoebida, Endamoebidae. The record is from RefSeq and is a predicted model, not a curated record. The transcript has a single exon.
AUGCCACAAAGAAGAAAGAAGGUUCAUAAGUCAAAAAGAAAAGGAGGAGAGACUGGUGGAAUUCAUAAGAGACUUAGUAUGAAACAUAAAACCAAAGACUUUGACCAAAUUGUUUCUGCUAUUAAAAAUGGAGAAAUGAACGUCAAUGGAGAGAUGGCUAAGGCAAUGCCUAUUGAUGAAGAUAAACCAGGAUUUGGACAAUUUUAUUGUGGUGUAUGUGAUAAACAUUUUAUUUCACAAGCAGUUUAUUUAAAACAUUGCACACAAGGACCACAUAAGUCAAAAGUUAAAAGGGUACAAAAAGAAAAGCCAUGGACUGUUGAAGAUGCAAAAGGAAGAAUUGAUAAUGGACCAAAGCUUGGAAGAAAACCAUGGGAUAACGAUUUAAACUUACCUGUAAAUCAAAACCAAGCAAAUCAAUGA